AUGUACAAAUGCGUCAAUGUAGAUAGCCUGAACGAUGAAUUUAUAACCAAAAAAGAUUCACUCAACAACUUAAACGUAAAGGAGAGAAGCAGUGGCAGGACAGGUAAAAGCUAUUACGGCAAAAAUGAUGCAGACCAUAUGAUGCAAAAUGCGGAAAAAAAUUACCUAGACCGUUUCGAUACACCAAAUGGAAAUCUCAACAAGAAUUAUCUCUACUGUGGUGAUAAUUUAAUGGAUGAAGAUAGCAGCAAAAAUAGCGACUUGCAUAGCAAAACGUUAGAGGAACAUUUGAAAAGCUACAGUUACCACCAUGUGGACCCAGAGUACAUACUUAGUAAUAAAUAUGGAAGCUCACAAGUGAGGGUGGACGGAAGCCAUCUGAUUAGUCUUAGCGAUCAAAGGAACAUUAUUCUGUCCAAAGAGCGCAUUCACAACAGGUACUUCAGCAAAAGUUACGACAACAGAAGUGACGGCAACAGAAGUGAUGGCCACAGAAGUGAUGGCCACAAAAGUGACGGCCACAAAAGUGACGGCCACAAAAGUGACGGCAACAAAAAUAACGACCAAAUCGUCAACAUGAUAAGCAAUCAUUAUAAUAAUUUAAUCCAAACGACCAACAAGGGAAUAGAAAAUAUAAACAGCAACUGCGAUGCCAUCAUUUCGAAGCAUAACUACGACAGCAUGUCCGAUGUUAGCAGCACCAUUUUGAUGAACAAAAACGACAUUACACAGAAUAACGAUUACGCGGAUUAUAACUACAACAGCUAUUUUAAUUAUAGAAACGAUCAUACCUCUGCACACCACUACAACGGCAGUGCCAAUAAUGGCGGCCAAAAUAAUGGCAGCAGCAGUGGUCGCAUUAAUGGAAGCAGCACCGGUCGCAUCCACGGAAGCAGCGCAGGGCAUAAUAAACGACACAGCAACGGCUGCAGUAGCCGCAGCUUGCGAAGCAGGAAUGGAAACUAUGAGGCGGAAAAAAGGGAGUGCUUCCCCUAUGCACAUGAAAGCUCGCUGAACGAAAAUUUAAUACACGACAACUGUGACUACGCCAAAGUGGGGAAAGCCGAGCUGGUCAUGCGAGACAAUGAGAUGAAUUCGCUAUCCGUGUACAAUGACGAAGACGCACAGAAUAGAAUUCUUCAAGAAAUGGAUGAGCAAACAAAGCAAGGCGACUUGCACUUCUCAAAUAGACUCCAGAGCAUCGAAAGGGAAAACACGAACAACCGAAUUAAGAUCUACGACAUGUUUAACAAUCUUAAUAUUAAAAAGAGUAACAACACAAAUAUGGGCAUUUUGAAUUUUUUGAAAAAUAAGAGGAAGAACAAAUACGCCUAUGAUAGCAAGGGUAUUCGAAAUGACGCUGCGGAGAAUAAGGCCCCCAGCAAGGAGAGUCAUAGUAGCGGCGUGGCCAGCAAAGCGGGGGGAACUACUGUGAAUGACCACGCCGCGAAUGACCAUAAUGCGGGGAGCGCCAACCCGAGCGGUCAUAACAUCGCUGAGGGAAGCCACAGCAGUUACAGAUUCAACGCCAACAUGAGAAACGUAGAAUGCAACGACCCGUAUAAUAGCUCCCCCGUGUUAAAAGGGCACACGUACAACGAAGAGGAAGCAAAAAACAAACCAGCGACACCCCACCACAUUCUAAUCGAUCAGAAGUAUAUAGAAGAAAACGAGGAGAAACUAUCCAAAGCCGAAUUAGCAAAUAAGUCUAAUAUUAGCUCAUUUGAAACAUUGAAACUGUUAGAGAAGGACAACAAUGGUGAUGUCACUAACUUUUACAGAAGUGCACUGAACGAGUUUUUAAAUAAAAAGGACAGCCGCUCAGAUGAAUGUAGCAAUAAAGCCGAUUCCGCAAAAAUGAAGCAGAACAACCCCUUCAGUGUCUAUCAUUAUGUGAAAAAGGAGCGAGCCGAGAAUGCGGCUCCGCUUCCCAACGGCAAGGAAAAGUGUAGCAGUCAUAAAAGCGGUAGUACUGCUAGUAAGGGCAACGAAAAAUGCAACAUAAACGGGGGAAGUAGUAAGAGCAACCAAAAUCGGAACAAUGUGGAAAGAAAUUGCAAUGCAAUUCAUAGCCAACGCGUUGACAACCAUAACUCUGGUAAUGAGCUUCCCCCCCGUGGUGAGAAAACCAACAAGAAAGGUCCAACCCAAAGGGACGCAGCAACAAAUAGUAAUGAUAACUAUAGUGUAGGAAAAAACGGCCUAUAUAUAUUCAAAACGGGAUCGGAAGUACCCAGCAGCAGUUUUAACCAUUAUUCGAAGAAAGGCACUAAAAAAGACCCAUUUGACAGAGAACACAAAAUGGAUGUGAAGAGGAACAAGCCAGACAAGGAUCAGCAUUACUUCAAAGAGGGACUUGAAACCGAUGGGGAAUUUCCUUUUAACGCGAAAUGGAAUGAAAACGAUACGUUCUACCUACAUGAGGAAAACAAAAAAAAUGAAAAAAUAAAAACCAAUGAAGAGUUAUCAAGUAAAUAUAUUUCUUCAUAUUCCGAGUCGUCCCUCCCGAGCUCCAUGCAGUCCUUUGUGGAGCCCAAAAAUAGGGUAGCCCAAAAAAGCCGCAACUCAAAAAAUGCACUUACGAAAGAAGUAAAAAAUAGGAGCGAAAAAAAGUGUAAUGCAAAAAGAAAAAUGAACCUGAAGGGGAAACAAGAAAAUGGACAGUUCCAUCGAAGUAGCAGUAACUCACUAAUUGAUGACAUAAGUUGCAUUUAUGAAGACGCCAAGCAGUUCAAUUUUAUCGAUGGAAUUGACGGAAAUCGUGUGAGCCGAAACGAUGCCUGUAGGCACAAUGUUAACCACUCCGCUAACUGUAACAAUGCUAAUAAAAGUAACAAAGGGGUUGGCACCGAUGCGAGAAUCCCCGGACAUGUACACAGUUGUGACGAAGCGAAAGCGCCUCUGCAACAAAAUAAGUGCAAACACGAAUGCAGAAACGCACCCACGGUGUAUGUCAAGAAGAAGAAAAAAAAAAAAAAAAAAAAACAUAAUGGGAGUGAUCGCUACACCGAAAGUGGCAGUGACAGGGGUGCAGCCAGCAGUCGUGAUGAAGAUGGAGGGAACAAUGAUUGCAAAAAGAGCCUCAAAGGUGAGGACAGUUCUGUGAAAAACAAGCACAGACGAAGCAGCUCACCCAAUGUUAACCAUUCGGAUCCUAGAAACGGCGUCGAAAGGGGUAGUAAAAAAUAUCCAGGCGAACAUAACGCUUUAAAAGAAUUAAGUGCCGACAAGGGGGGCGAUCAUUAUGGUGACCGUGAAAGGGGAAGUGCGCGUGACGACGCGCAUGACCCUCUCGUCGCCAGCAAAGCCGCUCAUUCUAUGAACCCCUUUAGGCACGACGUAGCUACUAACCAGAACGAAGCCGACAGUGGCGCUAACAAAGGCGACAGAGGUAGUAACAAAGGAGACAGUAGUGACGACGAAGACGACGGUUAUAAUAAUCGGGACAGUGGUGAUAGGCGAGGCAAAGCCAAUGGCAGGGGGAGAGCAAAAAAUGGAAACGCUAACACUUUGGAAAAAUCGCAAAUAGCGCAGGAAUAUAACGAAAACUCUGUUGCAAUGAAAAAAGAGAAAAAAAAAAAGAAGAAAGAGGAUCCGUUAAAGACCAAACAAACAAUGGCACAAGAUGAAGAUAAUGCACAUGGUGAUGACACGAACGUGGUGGUCAAGUGCAAAAUGAAGAAGAAAUCGAGUCACAUUAUUUCGGAUUAUGAGCAACGUGCCUGUUCUGUGAGGGAAAAUGUACCAGGCAGCAAGACACAUUCUGUUGUCGCUUGCAAAAAGGAGCAUCAAACGAAGGAGAACACUAGUAAGAAAUCUGCCCGAAAAAAGGGCGCCAACCAAAGUAGCAGUAGCUUUAACUCGUCCAGCAGUGAAAACCACGAGAAGGACGAAAUCGAAUGUGACAGUAAAACUGUUCCAAGGAAGUCUGCUCGCUUGAAAGAGAGCAAUGUGAAGAAGACGCAUAGAACCCCCCUGCACAGUAACACCGCUAGCAUUAGGAAUAGCAGGGGGACCAACACAGGCAAUGGUUAUAAUAGCCAAAGCCCAAGUAGCAACCGGCGCAGCGGUAUGAGUGAUAUAAGCAGCAGUGGUGACGACUCGGAUGAGGGCGAAAGCCAAAGCGUUAAGGCGAAAACGGGAAAGAACAAAAACAGUCAUUUUUCUAGUAGCGGAAAAAUGGAAUUAAAAUUUUGUAGCGACCAAGAAGCGAACCAAAGGUGCAGACGCGAAAGGGAAGCCUCUGGUAACGGAACGGAGAACCGAGACUCCGACGAAGACUCCAACGCUGCAGAACAAAACCGCGCAGUCAGUAAAGUCGAAAGGGACAGUCACCUCACCAACAGUGUGGCGAAAAAAAAAAGGCAGGGCAAUUUGGCGAAAAGUAAAAACGACAAGCGAGAGGAUCUCUCAACAGGAGAGGACAACACCGAUUGUGGCAAUUUAAAGGAAAAGAGAAAAAAGACGAAGAGGUGUCCCUCCACCGGUUGCAGUAACAACCCUACGGAUGGAGAUACCAAAUUGGUCUAUAACCCAAAUGGCAAUCUAACUGCACAGUGUGAUGGACGCAGGGCUGUAAAAAAGGGAGGCACCCCUGAUGGGGAUGAACAAAUCUGCGCAAAUAUGCAUCACGAAAGUGAGCACUUCUACAGCAACGCAAACGAUGUCGCGAUGAACGGAAUGAGAGGAGAAAACAUGUGCACGAGAGACACCCACAUAGAGGGUGCCCACAUGAAUGACCCACGCAUGAGCUAUUGGGACAUUUCCAUCGCAAACUAUAAAACACACUCGUCGAAAAACAGCAUGGGUAGCAUUGACAACCCUGCUAGUGUAGGCUCCCUAAGCAAAAAAAAAAAGGACAUACAGUUAGUGACCCAAAGUGAGGAAAACUUCGGAGAUGUCCCCCAAGAAAGGUACUGCACCAUGCGAUGUGCACCUGCACCCUUGGGGGGAGGUAACUUAAACCAUAUGGACGCACAUUUGAAGAACAUCCCUUCGGGAAAUAACGCAAAAAGGAACGCAAAAAGUAACGCUGCAAAUCUGAUAAACGGAAAUGAAUUUGCACAUCAGAGGGUUGAUUGCCAAAAUGAGGAGUUCAAAAAUUUAAUCAUGACGGGGGACGCGGCUAGUUGUGGUGAGAAAGUACCCCCAAUGGAGGAUCAACGGAUGGGGAGACACUUAGUGAGAGAGAGCUUUAAACAGAAGGCCCCUCUCUUUUACGAAAAGGAUGGUAAGUUGGACGAUAUUUUUACGCAUAGCAAUAAAGAAGAACUGUUGCGUAACUCAAAACGAAUGCUAAAUAGGACCUUCUCAAAUGGGGAUCCACCCAGUGGACACAUCCCCCACAAGGAGCACAGAACGAAAGAAGUACCUUCUAUGGAUAACCCAUUUAAACGGACAGAAUACAUAAAGCAUGGUAUAAAAACAGAAGAUUAUCCUAACAGAAGUAGCAACAUGUCAAAUGAGGACAUCCCCUAUAACGGCAUCUAUGAGAAAGAGGCCGGCAUUUUUUUAAAAGACAGUGUAAGCAGCCAGUGGAGUAGAAAACCUGAUACUUUGUUAACUGCGCAGAGGAGGAAAAGGAACGAUGAAGGGGUGAACGUAAGCCUAAACACCAAUGCAGGUGUGAAUAUGAAUUACAUACAUGAAGAUCCGCGUGCGUACCAAAGUAAAAAUGCAUACAUACGUGAGGAGCAAAUCUUUCCAGGGAAGUUCACCCAAGGGAAAAACUAUAACGGCGCACUUUGUAAGAAUCGCUUUAACGAUGACAGGAGGGACGAAUUAUUGCAUGAAAAGGGAAAGAGCGAUUUGUUCUCCUCGAGAGGUCAAGAAGUGGACCACAUCUACAAAAGGGAUAGCAUUUCCAAUGCGCAGUUUAUGAGUAGGGGGGCACCUGCACACGUGGCAAAAUCGGUGCAAAGUACGCAUCAUGUGUUUGUAAAUAACGCAACACAGGAGCAACCCCAACGAAUGGGAGACCCCGGUGGCAUCAUUUACAACCCAGUGGAGGCAGACACUAAUGUAAAUAGUUACACCCCUCAUCUAAAUUUCUUCCAAAAAGAAGCGAAAGCCGCGCAAAGGGGCAUCGAGAAAAAUCCCUUCUUCCUACACUCACACAUAAAAAGCACAAACAUGGAUGGGGGAAUCAAUUUUUACAAAACGGAGGAGAAAGAUACCAUGGGUGUCACCCCCCCUAUGGACAGAACAAGCCAAAAGAAAGAAUACGACGCAAGUAGGAUGAACCUUUUCAAUAAAGCUCUGCACAUCAAUGUUAACGGGGAGCAGUCAGAUUGGUUUGCCCGUAAAACCGAUUUGGAACAAAAUGCAGGUGAAAGCAAACGGACGAACAACAUGGAGGGGGGAAUAGGCGCAAAGGGGACUUAUCACUGGGGGGAUCCUAAUGAUGAACGCAGCCUAGGGUACAUGCACAGGGGAGGCGCUGCCCCCUUCCCAGACAUCUACCCAGGAAGCGGUGGGCGAUACGGAAGCGGCGUAAACGGUGUGGACGCACAAAAUGGGAACGGUUUGUUCCCACGCCAUGGGAGAGACACUACCAUUCACGGCAUUAGAAAAAAUAACGACAGUAACAGCGGUAACCGCGGUAAUCGCGGCGGUGACAACGGUGGACCUUUUGAUCGGGGGACUAACAUCCACGUGGGGAGUGCACCCAGUGACGCAGAUAAAAGAGCGGCCCAUGCGAACAGCCAAGUUGCGUAUUCCGAAUUGGAGAGCGCAAUCAUCCUAAAUGAAGUGCUACGAAAGGAUAGCGAAAGUUGGAACAAACCCUACAGUGGCACGAAUAAAAUACCGACACUUCGCUUUACCAACAAUUUCUCUAUCGACUUUGCAAACAUUCUGAAAAACUACAAAGACAAAUCGGAUAAUUAUCUUAAUAAGCAGUACAUACAGGACUUGGAGAGAAUUAAUUUUUUAAUUCAAAAUUUUACAAACAGCUACAGAUGUAGCGAUAAUUUAAAAUCUAUUUUUCAACUGCUUCAGUACGAAAUUGAAAAGGAGAAAAGAGAGAAUCAGUAUUUUUGUCAAGACCAGAAAUAUUUAGUUCUUACCAUGCCUCUAAAUGAUAUUAAAAAAAAUUAUGACCAUUUUGGGGAACCCAUUUUAAAAGAACCCAUCUGCGAAUAUAAGCUGGAUACAUGCCUUUUGGAAAAUUUAGAAAAUCAAUCUAAGGGUGAGUCCUGCAGUUGGGGAAGGGACCACCUAAAGGGGGACCCAACGAAGGCAUGCAAUUUGGUCAAGAAUUGUAGCAGGGGGGAUGGCCCGAACUAUGACGGCAGCGAAUAUGGCGCUAAUGACAAGUGCGUGCAGAAGUGCACUACAGGAAAUUGCAGAGGGUUAUGCAUGAGGGCGCCAAGCUGGGCUUCUUCCCCGAACAGCACCACGGACGUGGCAACGGCGUCGGCAUCGGCGGUGGUACGCGCGUACAGCAACAGCAGCGGCUGCGGAAAGCUGGUCAGGGCCAACCGCUGCGCCGGUAACCUGCCCAAGACGGACAAGCCGGGCAAGCACUGUAUUAGCAAAAAAAGGUGCGGCGGCACCUUGAACGAAAGCAUCUUAUCAAAAAUGAACACAUUCAUAAUAAGGCACAAUAACCGCGUGUACAAAUUAAAGCUAAAUGGCAAUUUCCCCUUAAGAGGCAACCAAUUGAGUACCAAAAAAAAUGGAAAACUUUUUAAAUUGCUUUCUUCAUUUUAUAAGCCAUUUUUCAAAGAAGAAUACAACAAAAGAAAUGUUCUGCUUAAUGAAGACCUGCCCCUAAGUUAUGUACACAAUGUGAACCCCAGCAGGGAUAGCCUUUCGCAAGACCAAACAGAUAAUAAUGGGAUUGUCAAAUCGUCUCACACCCAUAAUGAUGACAACUUUUAUAAUAUUAUUCAGAGCAGUGGACUUACUAAUAUAGACGACCUUUUCAUUUCGGACGACGAGGUGAAUCUUAUUUACAUGUAUAACAACCAUCGCAAUGAGAAGGUUUAUAGUUUAGAAAAAUUGGACGUGUUGAAAAAUCAAAACUCUACGUUGUCCUCUCUGAAUGAUUCAGCGAACACGGGGCAGGAGAAUUACUCCUGUAAAAAAUGA
Plasmodium vivax (malaria parasite P. vivax) is the source of this 8094-nucleotide messenger RNA. RefSeq lists its product as hypothetical. The coding region runs from base 1 to 8094 and encodes 2697 amino acids. Lineage: Eukaryota; Apicomplexa; Aconoidasida; Haemosporida; Plasmodiidae. The transcript has a single exon. The record is from RefSeq and is a predicted model, not a curated record.